AUGAGCAAUGCUCUUGUUACCAACGUUCCGUCGACGGUGACGGCUGCUUUGAAUCAGAUUGAUGAAGAGUCAAAAGGGUUGGAUGUUAAAGAUGACGCUGCGAGUAUCUGCGAAGUUGGUCCUUUUCAGGUCUUCAAGUUCGAAACUAGCCAAUCCGUCACGACACCCUCAGACCAUGUCUCAUUCAACGAUAUGGAUCUCGACACUCUUUCCGAGAACCAAACCCAGGACUUUUCAGAAACCAUCGAAAAUGAUCAAGCUACCUCUAAUGACUUCUCAACAACCUCUCUCGAUUUUCUGCACUGGGGCGAUUUAUUCACCUGGGACGUCAGCGUUCUCGACAAUCCACCUCAACUCCCCUACGACAACUUGGACACUUUGCCCAUCAACUUUAACUGGCCUAAUGAAUCCAAUAUGGGCUUCACAGAGUCUUUGGAUAUGAUGCCCUUUGAAGCAGCGAGCGAUGACGUUGCGUGGCCGCAGCUUGAUCUCAUGAUGGAUGCACCUCUUCUUCUGAAACACUUCAACGAAGACGUCAUCAGCCAGAUGGGUUCUCUUCCCAUCAACGAAAAGUCAGCUUGGAAGACUCUUCACUAUCCAUCUGCUAUAAUGACGCUGAGCGAGUUGACCAUGUUGGAUGUGGACAGAGAUCAGAUCAAGCGUGCGAAUCUGGCUACGUUUUACGCCCUGAUAGCUGUUUCGUCAUUCCACCUCUCUCUCAACCCCAUAACUUUCCCGAAUCUAGCUCGACCGGGCGAUCAUUGGAAAUCACUCUCAAGUCGGACAUACGAAGCUGCGAAACAACACCUCAAAGUCAGUCUCGAAAAGGAAUCGCAGCCUGGACCGAAUAAAGCAAAGUACAAGGAACAACUGAUGGGUAUAAGUGCCGUAUUGGCAACAGCACUCCUCUCCGGCAACGAAACAGACACGCGGUGGUGUCUCACAGAAAUGGAACGCCUCAUAAGCUGGCGCGGCCUCACCAAACCAAGCAUAUCCCGCCGCGCCCGUCUCCUCCACAACAUCUACGCCUGGAUGCGCAUCGUCUCCGAGAGUCUAAACGUAUACCUCGACGAGAACCACGCCAUCGAAACCCCCUUCCGCACGACAACCUCUCGCUCCAUCAAUCCCGACAUGACUCUCGACAAUUUCCUGCAUCUCGAACCGCGAAAACUGCACGGUCAGAAGACGAAACGCGAUAUCAAAGAUAUUCACCUCGCAGAUGCGUCGCAGGAUCAUGAGAAUAUGUAUAUGCAGAUUUACGGCGUUCCAGAGACGUGGCUCAGCUUGGUAUCCCAAAUAACACGUCUCGCCAACGUAAUGGAUCGUCUAUCCGCGUCUAAAAAGUCCGACGCUGAAGCGCUCAUGGCGUUACAGCCGCGCGCUUCAUACCUCGAAAACGCAGUCUGUCUCUUCCGCUCACGCCACAAUGAGAGCACCAUGAGCGCCAGUCCCAGCACCCCAGGCGGAACGCCGCAUAUGCACAUGGGCGUCGAAGGAGGUGUUGGUGGAGGUUUGGAGGAGGAGGGAUGA
Molecule: messenger RNA, 1530 nt
Organism: Fusarium subglutinans
Lineage: Eukaryota; Fungi; Ascomycota; Sordariomycetes; Hypocreales; Nectriaceae
Product: ARG81-like transcription factor
Exons: 3
Coding region: 1-1530 (509 amino acids)
Source: RefSeq, a predicted model, not a curated record